Messenger RNA from Impatiens glandulifera, 1739 nucleotides. Its product is annotated as CBL-interacting serine/threonine-protein kinase 8-like. Gene Ontology annotation, molecular function: ATP binding; protein kinase activity. The record is from RefSeq and is a predicted model, not a curated record. The transcript has 15 exons. Gene Ontology annotation, biological process: protein phosphorylation; signal transduction. Bases 207 to 1565 code for a protein of 452 amino acids. Lineage: Eukaryota; Viridiplantae; Streptophyta; Magnoliopsida; Ericales; Balsaminaceae.
GUUCAUACUUGACUGUGUUAUCAUCAUCAUCAUCAUAAUCAUCAUAUAUUUCAAUCAACUCUCCAACCCUAAACUAAAGUUCUCUGCUUCUUGAAUCUUGAAUCUUGAAUCUUGAUCAAGAGAAAAAGGAUCAACAAACUUGAUAAUCUCUUUAGCUGUGAACAAGGUGAGAGUUGUUGAGGUUGGAAAGAGAGGGGAAUGUAAAGAUGGUUGUUAGAAAGGUAGGGAAGUACGAGGUUGGCCGGACGAUCGGUGAAGGAACCUUUGCUAAGGUUAAGUUCGCCCAGAAUACUGAGACCGGCGAGAGUGUAGCUAUGAAAGUGUUGGAUCGGAGCACAAUUAUCAAACAUAAGAUGAUGGAUCAGAUUAAGAGGGAGAUAACAAUAAUGAAGCUUGUUAGGCAUCCAAAUAUUGUUCAUCUUCAUGAGGUUCUGGCUAGCCGCACUAAGAUCUAUAUAAUCUUGGAAUUUGUUACGGGUGGUGAAUUGUUUGAUAAAAUAGUUCACCAUGGAAAACUUAGUGAAGCUGAAUCUAGGAGAUAUUUCCAACAGUUAAUUGAUGCUGUCGACUAUUGCCAUAGUAAAGGCGUCUAUCAUAGGGAUCUGAAGCCCGAAAAUCUCUUGCUAGAUUCGCUAGGAAAUCUAAAGAUUUCGGAUUUUGGACUUAGUGCAUUUCCUGGAGUUGGAGUGAGUCUCCUUCGGACAACUUGUGGAACUCCUAACUAUGUAGCACCAGAGGUAUUGGGUCACAAAGGGUACAAUGGUGCUGUUGCGGAUGUUUGGUCUUGUGGAGUUGUUCUAUAUGUUCUAAUGGCAGGAUAUCUUCCGUUUGACGAAAUUGAUCUCACUAGUUUGUAUAGUAAGAUAGAUAAAGCUGAGUUUUCAUGUCCUACAUGGUUUCCAGUUGGAGCAAGAUCUUUAAUUCAUCGGAUCUUGGAUCCAAAUCCUGAAACUCGAAUUGUAAUUGAGGAGAUAAGAAAUGAUGAAUGGUUCAAGAGGGAUUAUAUUCCUGUCAAACCUACUGAAUAUGAAGAUGUUACUCUUGAUGACAUAAAUGCUGCUUUUGAUCAACAUGAGGAAGAAGGGAAUAUUGUUGAUCAAUACAGGAGGAGUGAGGAAGAAGAGGAGAGUCCUCUGACACUCAAUGCAUUUGAUCUUAUAACUCUUUCACAAGGCUUGAACCUUUCAACGAUGUUUGAUCGAGGCCAGGAGGGCUCCUUGAAGCAUCAAACGCGUUUUGUUUCACAGAAACCUCCUAAAGUAGUUUUAUCUACAAUGGAAGUUGUUGCACAAUCUAUGGGAUACAAAACCCACAUCCGAAAUUUCAAGAUGAGAGUGGAAGGCUUGUCAGCAAAUAAGACUUCAUAUUUCUCAGUCAUCUUGGAAGUCUUUGAAGUUGCUCCCACGUUUUUAAUGGUCGAUAUUCAGAAAGCUGUUGGCGAUGGCAGUGAAUACCUCGAGUUUUACAAAAAUUUCUGCAACAAUCUUGACGAUAUCAUCUGGAAUCCACCAAGUAGUGAUAUUUCCAAGUCUCGGGUCGCCAAAACAAGGUCCAAAAGGCGUUGAUUUUUUUUCAUUUCAGUCUAUUGUUUCUAAACAAUGUGCAAUAUACAUAACAUAUUAUCCAAUCGUGCAUACCGUUACAAAUUACAGAAUCCUUGUAUUUCAUUGUUUCUUUCUCGAAACCAUAAUUGUAGGGAAUUGUUUAGCAUAUUCUUUAACAUCAUUCCAACUUACCAA